GUGAAGAGACAUCUGGUUGGCAUUGUCAGGCUAACGACGUCCCCACACCGCCAUUCACGAUGUUCAGGUCAGGCGUCUUGCUGCUUCUUGCUGGCUGGACAUGUGUCCACGCAGUGGUCAGAUACGAUGGACACCGGGUGCUGAGAGUUGUUCCCAAAACAUUGGCUGAAUAUAGAAGAGUUCAGAAGUUGGAGGCUUUUGGAGAAAAGGAUCAUGCAGACAUCUGGCGGAGCAGCAAUGGUGUAGGUAGUCCCUUUGACUUCCGGGUCACCCCAGAAGACUUUAACACCAUGACCAUGUGGUUGCACUUUUACGGUCUGCAAUACGAAGUGAUGGUGAAAGAUGUCGAGGUCGCCGCGCAGAAACAACGACAAUCAAACAACAAGUCUACCAGCGCAAUUGAUUUCGAUUAUGGAAAAUACCAUGACUUUGACGAGGUCAACCAGUGGAUUACCGACAUAGCAGCUGAAUAUCCCGACUUGGUCAGUGUGAUUACGGCGUCCCAAACAUACGAGGGCAGAAACGUCCGCGGUCUAAAGAUAUCGGUGAGCAAUGCAACCAAGCCAAGUCUGUGGUAUCAGGGAGGUAUACACGCCCGGGAGUGGAUCUCUCCUGCCACUGUUAUCUACAUCACAGCACAGCUACUGCAGCAGUACCCGACACGGCCAGAGGUGAAAGAGAUUCUGGAAGGAUUUGACAUCUACGUUGUCCCCGUCCUCAACGCCGAUGGAUAUGCCUACACUUGGACAGGCGAUCGUCUCUGGAGGAAGACGCGAACACAGCAUGGUCUUUGUAAAGGAGUCGACCCAAACAGGAACUAUGGGUUUCAGUGGGGAGAGUCUAGUGGAUCAAGCGGAGAUCCUUGCUCCGAGACGUACCGUGGCCCAAGUGCGUUCUCUGAACCCGUCAUUAAGGGCGUCACCGACUUCAUCAAGGACAGCGGAGUGACCUUCAAGGGAUUCAUCGACUUCCACAGUUAUUCUGAAGUUUGGAUGACAGCAUGGGGAUACACAACUGAUACCCCCAAUGACUUCGACGCCCAGGACGCGUCUUCCGCUGCUGCCACGGCUGCCAUCAAGGCUGUGCAUGGAACCACCUAUGAACAUGGAGCCAUUGCCAGCGUUUUGUAUAUCGCCAACGGCAACGCCGUGGACUGGGCGUAUGGCAGCAUGGGCAUCAAGUACGCUGCCACCCCCGAGCUGAGGGACAAGGGCCAGUUUGGUUUCCUCCUGCCAGCUGACCAGAUCAUCCCGUGUGGGGAGGAGACGCUGGAAGGGUUCCUCGCCUAUGCUAAAUAUGUGCUUGACAACUGAUGUGAAAAACAAAUGACCCAAUAGUAAAACUACGAAAUGUG
This is a messenger RNA of Haliotis rufescens (red abalone), 1354 nucleotides long. RefSeq names its product carboxypeptidase B-like. Gene Ontology annotation, molecular function: zinc ion binding; metallocarboxypeptidase activity. NCBI's taxonomy places the organism in Eukaryota, Metazoa, Mollusca, Gastropoda, Lepetellida, Haliotidae. The transcript is spliced from 10 exons. The record is from RefSeq and is a predicted model, not a curated record. The coding region runs from base 60 to 1313 and encodes 417 amino acids. Gene Ontology annotation, biological process: proteolysis.